Molecule: messenger RNA, 426 nt
Organism: Aspergillus chevalieri
Lineage: Eukaryota; Fungi; Ascomycota; Eurotiomycetes; Eurotiales; Aspergillaceae
Product: DASH complex subunit DAD2
Exons: 3
Coding region: 1-426 (141 amino acids)
Biological process (GO): mitotic cell cycle; attachment of spindle microtubules to kinetochore
Cellular component (GO): DASH complex; mitotic spindle pole body; mitotic spindle midzone
Source: RefSeq, a predicted model, not a curated record
AUGGCUUAUACAUCUCGACCAACGAUGCUACCACCGGGGAGCUCAGGGGCCUCUCUUCGCCAACCGAGUAAUCACCAGGCCAUUUCUCAGCAGCAAUCAUCUGCUUUGGCGACACGAAUAGCAUCCAAAAAGGCAGAACUUGAAAACCUGAGACAACUGCGUGAUUUGAGCGCCAUGUUGGCAACGCAGAUGCAGAUUCUGGAGUCGAGAAUAGGGACCUUGAAUGAUGGCACAGAAGCGGUUGCGUGCGUUCUUGCGAAUUGGGGCAAUGUGUUACGAGCAAUUAGUAUGGCAUCGUCAAAAGCGGUUGAUCUCAAAGAUCCGGCCGGUUCUUCAGAAGACAUUGGUGAUGGUCACACUGAGACCCCGCUACCGGCAACCCUUGUCCGAAUACCUGCGGAACCACAAGAAAAAACGAAUGAAUGA